AUGAUAUAUAAGGAAAUCGAGUCCUGUGACACUAGCCACUUGUUGCCCUAUUUGGUACCUGGUAGCUCGUUUUUGCUGCCUGAGUUAACCUGUAGGCAGAUAUCUCAGAAGUAUAAUUCAUCGUCUCACAAUGGACAAUAUUGGAUUAGACCAUCUUGUAACAAUCAACCAUUUCAAGUAUUCUGUGAUGCGAGUGCAGGUUGGACUUUGAUCAUGAAGAUUGAUGGAAAUCAACAAACGUUUGAAUACAACAGCAACUUGUGGUCGAACAAGGAAACAUUUCAACCAAAUAACUUGGAUUUGGAUGACAAAGAAGCAAAACUGGCUUCGUAUUGGACACUACCAUUUACUGAACUUCGUCUGGGAAUGAAAGUAGAUGGAGCAACGACCAGAUGGAUCACCUUCAGCUAUACCGCAUCAUCUCUCUACAGUCUUAUUGCUGAUGGGCAAUACAAGCGGACGAGUAUUGGUGAGAGUAAAUGGAGAAGUUUACUGCCAACGACAUCUUUGCAGAGAAAUUGUAAAAUGGAAGGAUUUAACGCAAGAGCCACCGACCGUCAUCAAUUUUCAAAUGCUCGUGCUCGCUUGGGCUUAGUUGCUAACGAGCAAACCACUUGUAAUUCAUUUGAUUCUUUUAUCGGUAUCGGAACGAAGUACACGUCAUUCAAAAAUAGUGUUGGAAACUUAGCGAGACACAGUCCAGACAAUGGUAAUGUAAACAUCAGAGCAAUGGCCUACAUCAUGGCACGUUGA
Molecule: messenger RNA, 753 nt
Organism: Corticium candelabrum
Lineage: Eukaryota; Metazoa; Porifera; Homoscleromorpha; Homosclerophorida; Plakinidae
Exons: 3
Coding region: 1-753 (250 amino acids)
Molecular function (GO): oligosaccharide binding
Source: RefSeq, a predicted model, not a curated record